This is a messenger RNA of Macadamia integrifolia, 2171 nucleotides long. Its product is annotated as alkane hydroxylase MAH1-like. Lineage: Eukaryota; Viridiplantae; Streptophyta; Magnoliopsida; Proteales; Proteaceae. The record is from RefSeq and is a predicted model, not a curated record. Gene Ontology annotation, molecular function: monooxygenase activity; oxidoreductase activity, acting on paired donors, with incorporation or reduction of molecular oxygen; iron ion binding.
AGAAGUUUAAACUGUUGAAUUCCCAUGUCCGGAGACUCAGGACUUCCAAAAAAAUCAGCCAUGCCAGACCACACUGGUUCUCGAUUGUGCCAGCCCAUUUUAACCCCGGCCCUGCAACCUCUUCUGCCUCCCCUGGUUAUCUACGUAGUCACUCAUGCUCAUACCUGCAUCUUAUCCAAGUGGACAUAGAAAUGCAUGCAAGGUGACGCAUGAUCACAAGUAUCAGAAUGUUAUUGGGACUUGUUUAACUCCAUUACCAAUUUAUAGGUCUUUUGCUCUCUUUCUUCCACGAAUUAAGCAUUACAGGAACACUGCCACCCGGAACUUGGAUGCUUGAGCAAACGAACUAAAGACAAUUUGAACUUGUAAAUAAGUAUAUAGAUAGAUGACCCUCCUAAGAAACAAAAUCCAUCCAAAGCCAACCAUGGAUUUACUGAGUUUCCUAGGUCUUCUUGUUGAGAUCUUGUUAGUCUUGGCUUACUUCUUGGUCAUCUUGUUUCUCACUCACAAAACUGGUUUCCUAGUGAACUGGCCCAUAGCUGGAACUCCACCUUCCCUUCUCCUCAACUUGAAUCGCUUACAUUUCUGGUUCACCCACAUCCUUAGGAACAAUGGUGGCACUUUGGUGAUCAAUGGACCAUGGUUUAUCACUAGGGACAUCCUCCUUACCUGCAACCCUGAUAACAUUCAACACAUAUUGAUUACCAACUUCACAAACUUCCCUAAAGGAUCUGAAUACUCUGAGAUGUUUGAUCUUCUUGGGGGUGGAAUCUUUAACGCAGACUUUGAGUCAUGGAGAUGGCAGAGGCAAUUGGCUCAUACCCAUUUGAACGCCCCAGUGUUUCGCCGGCAUCUGGUAAAGACUAGUGGUGAGAUGGUGGAGAAGAAGCUCAUGCCCAUCUUGGCUAGUAUAGCUCGGAAAGGUGAAGUUUUGGACUUGCAGGAUCUGUUGCUAAGGUUCACGUUUGAUAGUGCUUGUGCCCUGGUUUUUGGUGUUGAGUCUCAUUCACUGAGAUCUGAGGCUAGCCCAUUUGGGAGAGCAGUGGAUGAGGCGCAGGAAGUGAUUUUUAAUAGGUAUCUUGUGCCUUGGACGGUCUGGAAGUUGAUGAGAAGGUUGAAGAUGGGGAAGGAGAGGAAGCUAGCUGAGGCCAGGGUAACCAUAGACAACUUUAUAGCUCAUUGCAUUUCAAACAGAAGGGUGGAGCUGAGGAAAUGCAGUGAUAUUGAUGAAAAAGAGAGGGCCCCGAUAGGAAGUGAUUUAUUAACUUGUUACAUAGAGUCAGAGCUUGAAGAAAACAGGAAUGACAAGUUCCUGAGAGAUGCCACACUGAACUUAUUCAUUGCAGGAAGAGACACCAAUAGUGCAGCCCUCACAUGGUUCUUCUGGUUAGUGUCUAAAAACCCCAAAGUGGAGAUGAAGAUCCUGGAGGAGAUUAGAUCAAAGUUGCAGAAAGAUUACAACGAUAAAGUAAAGAUGGAGGCAUUUGAGAGUGAUUUUCUAAGUCGACUGGUUUAUUUACAUGCUUCCCUAUGUGACUCACUGAGGCUGUACCCACCACUUCCAUUAGAUCAAAAGGGUGUGGAGCAUGAAAUGGUCCUUCCAAGUGGUCAUGUUGUGAAGCCAGGGAUGAUGGUGGUGUACUCAAUAUAUGCCAUUGGAAGGAUGGAUUGGAUCUGGGGAGAAGAUGAGGAAUUCAAGCCAGAAAGAUGGAUUACAAGCAGAGGAGAGCUGAAAAUUGAACAUCCCUGCAAGUUCCUGGCCUUCAAUGCUGGACCUCGAACUUGUCUUGGCAAAGAAAUAGCUUUCGCUCAAAUGAAGGCCGUUGCAGCUUCUGUGCUUUGCAAUUUCCAUGUUGAGGUCUUAGAAGACCACCCUGUAUUGCCUAGGAAUUCAGUGAUGCUCUUCAUGAAGCAUGGGUUAAUGGUCAGACUCAGAGAGAGAGAGGGGAAUGUAACUAUGACCAAUAAGUCCAUGACUCCAUGAACUAAAUCAAUUUUAGUGAGAAAAAGGGCUUGACUUAUCUCUCUCAAAUACCAAACUUGUUUUCAGUUUAGUAUUAAGUUUUCCUUCACCCAGUGAAGAGAGAAUCUCUUAACCAGAUGGUCAGAUAGGGUGGAUGAGGAGAUUCUCCCCUCACCAUGGAUGGAGAGAGAGUAAGUCCUAAACUAAA